GUUGUGUGGUGAAACUUUGCAAGGUUUCUACGCCGACUGUGUCUGUGUUGCAUCAGCUGUGAAUAAAACACAAACACGCGUCGUCGUGAUUGGAGUGGAGCAUUUACCGCGUAAUGUCCAGCAUGGAUUGUAAAAUUCUUGAAUUGAGACCAGAUAGAAAGUUGCUAAAGAGCAACUUUGAUGGGUAUAAGUUAUCUUUGGAACCCGUGGCAAUAAUUAAGGAAGCCCUCCAGAUGAUGCCUGAUCGAGUGCAUCCAAGCGAAGCUCAAUACAGUUUCCUGCACGCUCAAUUAUUCAGCCUCCAGAAUCAUUUGAUUCAUGAUCCCUGGACCAACGACACUUGCUACUACAUUGACACCAAUUGGACAGUGAAGAGAAUCCAGUAUAAUCUCCAAGAGGGGCGCUUCAAGCCAAUUGCAAGUGUUUUUCAUGUUAAGAGGACCUCAGAACGCCUUCCUGGCCACUUCAACUUGACGAUGGUGUUUAUAUCUGAGAAAUUUGCUGCAAUUGCCGAUGGUACAGCAUGGAUUGAGAUUGUAGAUACUGGAGACAGAACAAAGGGUCAGGAGUGGAAGCAAGUGCUACAGAUGAGGGUAUUGCCGGAUGAAAAGAGUGGUUUUGUUCUGAAAGAUGCUCGACUUGAAAUUCAACAGGAAAGUCGAUAUAUCCAUUGUCUCCUGAUGAGAGUGGAGCAAGCAGAGGGGGCAUUUGAGAGUGUCCUAGAAUGGAUUGCAAUUGAUUUAACUGGGAAAGCUGUGAAGCUACGCCGGGAGAUGCGUUCAAAGUCAUCAAUAUCUUAUUCAGCUUUCACGUCCAACUCUUCAGGAGUGAUUGUGGCUGCAGGAAAGACGGUAAAAUUUACAUACGACUCUGAAAAUCCAAUUAUCAAAGAAGACAAUCAGGAAAAUGGCCAAAAAACUGAUUAUACUUGGAAGCAAACUGAAGAGGAUGUUGUUAUCACGUUUCACGAGAGGGAAGGAGCUGAAAAGGCAAAUUUCCACGUAAAAUGCACAGCCCAAAAUAUUUGUGUGAAGUACAAAGAUGAAAUUCUUAUAGAUGGUGAUAUUUUUGGGCGAAUUGAUGUGGAUUUAACAACGUGGAAUCUGCAAAAUAGAACCUUCCAAGUGACCCUGGUGAAGGCAGUGGAGGGAGAAAAGUGGCUUCAUCUCAUUCCCGAGGGACCCCUUGAAGAUUUCCUGGGGAAAAUGGAUGAAAUGGUUGAAGAUUCAGCGGGAAAUCAAACGGGAAUCUCUUCCUUAGACACACAAAUGGAAGAUUGCGAUCGUGGAGAUGAAGAUGCUGAGUAUUUUGUGGCAAAAUUCGAUGGAGGAAGUCACAAAGUCACUCAUAAGGCCAAUCUUGGGAAUUGUUCACCGCUGUUCGAUGUCACCCUGAGGCCAGGACAUCCAGCAGCUCUAGCUCUUCGUCAGGAUGUCGACUGUUGCCUCUGGCUACCGUGUCAAAUGCCAAGUGAGUGGCUUCUGAGGCACGAAGGAACUCUGGAUGCAUUUGCUUAUGUUUUGGCAUCGAAGCAGCAACGAAAGUAUGUUUCUUGUUCUCCUGACAUGGCCUAUGCUGUGAUUUGUGAGCCAGAAAGGCAUGUCUUCAUUUACAAGUCCAAAUAUGAGACAGCUGCAGGACUAAGGAAGCGGUCAGGAGGACCCCAGGUGACGCUGGGUCAGCAAAAAGUCGUAUCGCUAGAAGAUGCUGGAGGACAAGUGAUUGGGAUGAAUGUAUUGAAUGAAGUGACUCUGCUGCUGACGGAAAAAUUUAUUCUCUGCCUGCAAAUUAAUACUGAACAAUAAAAAUAUUUGAUAGAAAA
This is a messenger RNA of Phlebotomus papatasi, 1822 nucleotides long. Its product is annotated as nudC domain-containing protein 1. NCBI's taxonomy places the organism in Eukaryota, Metazoa, Arthropoda, Insecta, Diptera, Psychodidae. The record is from RefSeq and is a predicted model, not a curated record. The transcript has a single exon. Bases 114 to 1805 code for a protein of 563 amino acids.